AUGUCUUAAGGUAUAUCUUAAGGUUAUUUUAAUUUAAAAAAAAAAAGCAAAACACCUUUUAGCAUAAACUCGUCGCUUAAUUAAGAGAAGGAGAAGUUGUAUCUUGAGGGCACGUGUUCAUUUUUAAUUGGAGAGAGGAGAGGUUCUGUGCGGCAUCGUUUCAUCUCAUCUCAUUUUUCUUCUCGUCUUCCUUCUCUCUUCCUUCUCUCCUCUCCUCGGCGAGACGAAAGACGAUUGUUGAUCAUCUCGGUGAAUCUCCUCAACGACACGGCGUCUCUGUCGGUGGCUCAUCUCGAUGAAGGAGAACGACGUCUCCUCUAGCGGUUCGUCUCAUCGGCCAUCGAAAACGCGGAGAUUUCUCUCAUGGUGGCUUUCGGAGACGAAGAGACAUCGGUGACUGUUUCUGCUCUGGAUGAUCGAAAGGUAAAGAUGAGUUUUAUUUGUUAAAAUAGUUUCAAAUUUUUAUAUAUUUCAUUCAUGCAUGUAUUAGAUUGAAUCGUGAACAAGCCUCUGAUUUGUUUUAAUUUUUUUUGUGUAUUUGUCUGUUGAGAUGGAUGAUCAAGAGGCGUUAUCUGGCGAAACCUUUCUCUUUGUCAGACAGAACCGAUCAAGCUUUUCACAAAGGUGAGACAGUGGUCACGAGAGUGAAAUUGUACACAGAGAUGUCACGAGAGUGGAGAGUGGUCACAAGAGUGUCCUUGAGUUCUUGUCUUUUUGUUUGAAAUGCAGGUGAGAGAGGACAGAGAGAUGUCACGAGAGUGGAGAGUGGUCACAAGAGUGUCCUUGAGUUCAGAGUGUCAUUGUAUUGUUGUAUUUGAGUGUCAUUGUAUUGUUUUGUACGAUUGUCUUUUUGUUUCACGAGAGAAACAAAUAAUAAACUUGUAUUAUUUCUAUAAAUUGUAGUCAUUCUCUUUAUUCUCAUCACAAAUCAAUUAUCUCAACUUUUCAUUCUCAUCACAAACACUCUUCAUUCUCUCUAUUCUCUCAACUUUUCAUUCUCAUCACAAACACUCUAUCUCAUGGCAUCUUCUUCUCAUAACGAAGACUUAGAUAAGCCUUUCGAUGAAGCUUUCGAUCAGUAUUUUGAUCACCAUUUCGAUCAAGCAUUUGAGAGUUUGUACAAAAAUUACGGUGAUCAAGAAGAAGUGAAGAAAACAAGAAAAAAAAGAAUUGUUAUCGAACGAAAUCGCGAAGAAGGCCAUCUACGGUUAUGGAACGAUUAUUUCAGUGACAAUCCUACAUAUCAGGAAAAUCAAUUUCGAAGAAGAUUUAGAAUGAACAAGUCCUUGUUCAUGCGUAUUGUUGACCGCCUCUCCAAUGAAGUUCAAUACUUUCGUCAAACGGAAGAUGUUACCGGAAGAAGUGGUCUCUCUACACUUCAAAAGUGUACAGCAGCAAUUCGUGUAUUGGCAUAUGGUUCUGCCCUUGAUGCGGUCGACGAAUACAUCAGGCUCGCUGCAAGCACAGCUCGAUUAUGUGUGGAAAAUUUUGUGGAAGCAAUAAUAGAUUUGUUCGGCGAUCAGUAUCUAAGGAGACCAACACAAGAUGAUCUUCAACGUCUACUUCAUCAAGGAGAGAUUCGUGGAUUUCCCGGUAUGAUAGGAAGCAUUGAUUGUAUGCAUUGGGAGUGGAAGAAUUGUCCCACCACUUGGAAAGGACAAUUUUCUCGUGGUUCGAGAAAACCAACAAUCGUUCUAGAGGCGGUUGCUGAUUAUGAUCUCUGGAUAUGGCAUGCGUUUUUUGGACUUCCAGGUACAUUAAAUGAUAUCAAUGUUCUUGAUCGCUCACCUGUUUUCGAUGACAUCAUAUAUGGCCAAGCUCCACAAGUGAAUUUCUCGGUGAACGGAAAUCCUUAUUCAAUGGCUUACUAUCUCACCGAUGGUAUUUAUCCUAAAUGGGCAACUUUUAUCCAAUCUAUAAAACUUCCGCAAGGGCCAAAAGCAGCUUUAUUUGCUGAUAAGCAAGAAGGUGUCCGAAAAGAUGUCGAGCGUGCGUUCGGAGUCUUACAAGCACGAUUUGCCAUUGUCAAAAAUCCAGCACGUUGUUGGGACAUAGUCAAGAUUGGGAAGAUUAUGAGAGCAUGUAUCAUACUUCAUAAUAUGAUAGUAGAAAACGAACGAGUUGAUGGCACUCAAUACGACCUCUCGGGUUUCCAACAAGGAGAAGACGGCGGAAGUUCAAGUGUCAAUGACAACUUUUCCAUAGAUAGCCCUCCAAAUAUCGCCGAUGAAGAUAGUGUUCGAAUAAGUAUUCUUGAUAAAAAAGUACAUCAACGACUAAAACGUGAUUUGGUUGAACAUAUAUGGCGUAAAUUUGGACGUGAUCAACACAACAACUAAACGUGGAUGUCGCUUUUAGUAAUCUUUAUUUUCAUGUUUUUAUGUUGUUA
Molecule: messenger RNA, 2389 nt
Organism: Raphanus sativus (radish)
Lineage: Eukaryota; Viridiplantae; Streptophyta; Magnoliopsida; Brassicales; Brassicaceae
Product: protein ALP1-like
Exons: 2
Coding region: 1020-2339 (439 amino acids)
Source: RefSeq, a predicted model, not a curated record